UCAUCACUCACAUAAAACACAUGAUAAAUCCCCAAAUAGAUCUGUUACCAACCCUAGCCGGAGAUUUCCAAAAUCUCCCAACAGCUGCUUCCAGUUGCUUCUUAUCACAAUGCUACUUCUAAUAAUAUCUUAUCACAACCUGCAUUGCUGAUCAAUUCACCGUUCAAUUCCAAAAUUCUUCACCGGAAAACCUCAAAUACUUCGUUAAUCUCCAGUUUCACUCCACGGCGCUGCUAAUUGGCUGCUAAUUGUUCGUUGUUAAUCGAAAUUGAGCUGAUUCUUGAAUUCAGUACAUAAUAGUUCAUUAAUUUGACAUUUUUGUUGAAUAUUGGAGUUUUAAUUGUUGUGUGGAUCUGAGAUGAUGAUUCUGUAUACAAUACGACGUCGUAGAAGUGUAGAAGUAUUGCGAGAUUGAUUUUAGUUCCAUUCGGCGAUUAGGUUAAGUUUCUGUUAGGAAGAUCGGCGAUAAUGUCUUCUAAUACGGUGGAAGUCAACGGAACUGAAUCUGACGUGGCAUUUCAGGCGUUUGAAGGUAAUUUUUCUUACAAAGUUGACGAGCCGCCGGUACCGGUGCCGGAAUUGAAUAUUAGUGUCAUAAAUGCUGAAUCGGUGACUACGGAAGUCAACGGAACUGAAUCUGAUGCGCUACCUGUGGCAUUUGACGCGCUUGAAGGUAAUUUUUCUUACAAAGUUGAUGAGGUUCCAGUACCGGUGCCGGAAUUGAAUAUUGGUAUGAUAAAUGGUGAGACGGUGACGGUGACUACGGAAGUCAACGGAACUGAAUCUGAUGCGCUGCCUGCGGCAUUUGACGCGCUUGAAGGUAAUUUUUCUUACAAAGUUGACGAGGUUCCGGUGCCGGUGUCGAUACCGGUACCUGAAUCGAAUAGUAGUGUGAUAAAUAGCGAAUUGGUUACUACUGUGGAAGUCAACGGAACUGAAUAUAACGCGCAGCCUGUGGCAUUUGAGGCGCUUGAAGGUAAAUUUUCUUAUAAAGUUGAUGAGUUGCCUGUGCUGGAAUUGAAUAGUAGCGUGAUAAAUGGUGAAUCGGUGGCUACGGAAGUCAACGGAACUGAAUCUGAUGUGCUACCUGUGGCAUUUGACGCGCUUGAAGGUAAUUUUUCUUACAAAGUUGAUGAGGUUCCGGUACCGGUGCCGGAAUUGAAUAUUGGUAUGAUAAAUGGUGAGACGGUGACGGUGACUACGGAAGUCAACGGAACUGAAUCUGAUGCGCUGCCUGCGGCAUUUGACGCGCUUGAAGGUAAUUUUUCUUACAAAGUUGAUGAGGUUCCGGUGCCGGUGUCGAUACCGGUACCUGAAUCGAAUAGUAGUGUGAUAAAUAGCGAAUUGGUUACUACUGUGGAAGUCAAUGGAACUGAAUAUAACGCGCAGCCUGUGGCAUUUGAGGCGCUUGAAGGUAAAUUUUCUUAUAAAGUUGAUGAGUUGCCGGUGCUGGAAUUGAAUAGUAGCGUGAUAAAUGGUGAAUCGGUGACUACGGAAGUCAACGGAACUGAAUCUGAUGCGCUGCCUGUGGCAUUUGACGCGCUUGAAGGUAAUUUUUCUUACAAAGUUGAUGAGGUUCCGGUGCCGGUGCCGAUACCAGUACCUGAAUCGAAUAGCAGUGAGAUAAAUAGUGAAUUGGUUACUACUGUGGAAGUCAACGGAACUGAAUAUAACGCGCAGCCUGUGGCAUUUGAGGCGCUUGAAGGUAAUUUUUCUUAUAAAGUUGAUGAGUUGCCGGUACUGGAAUUGAAUAGUAGCGUGAUAAAUGGUGAAUCGGUGACUAUGGUGGAAGUCAACGGAACUGAAUCUGACGCACUUGGAGGUAAUUUUUCGGACAAAGUUGAUGAGGCGCCUGUACCGGUACGGGAAUUAAAUAGUAGUGUGAUAAAUGAUGAAUCAGUGACUAUGGUAGAAGUUGAAGUUAACGGAACUGAAUCUAACACGCUUGAUGAGUCGCCAGUACUGGUUACGGAAUUGAAUGGUCGUGUGGAAAAUGGUGAAUUGGUGCAAACGCCGACGACCUUUACGAUGGAUGAAUCAGUGACUAUGGUAGAAGUUGAAGUUAACGGAACUGAAUCUAACGCGCUUGCUGAGUCGGCGGUACUGGUUUCGGAAUUGAAUGGUAGUGUGGCAAAUGGUGAAUUGGUGCAAACGCCGACGACCUUUACGAUGGAUGAAUCUGUUAUUAUCACUACAGAUGGCGCCUCUCCAAAGAGAAGCUUACCGAGUUCACCGAAAUCACCAAUUGUUGCUGCAUCGGAUUGUCAACAAAGUACAGAAGAUAAAUCGAUUCCGGAAACAAGCAUACAAAGUUCACCGGGAUCAUCUUCGGUGAAAUCAGGGAAUGCUGGUAGGGGCAAAUUGGAAAGGCUUACGCAAAACGGCUUAAGAAGAUCACCGAGAUUGCCGCCCCGUCCCCAAACUGAAGGAACGACCACGAGUGGAUCAAAGUUGAAGAAGAUUAAGUCCAGUGUGGAAGAGAUAGAUGCUCAAAGAGAAAAUGGCAGUUGUAAACGAAAAGCACCGACUGGUUCGGCUGAUAAGAAGCAAAGUAAGCGAAAAAAAGUUUUAAUGUUUGUUGGGGAGCCGGUUCCGGAACAUGAAGCAAAAGAACGGUGGGGUUGGCGUUAUGAAUUGAAGAAUAAAAGACGCAAGGGACAGAGCGGGAUAAUAAAUGCUGGUGAAGAGGAUGAAGUGCACGUUAAUGUUGAAUGCCAUUACCUUCAAGCUAAUGUUAACGGAUGCAUUUUCAGUCUUGGAGAUUGUGCACACAUCAAGGGUGAGGGAAUGCAACCGCAUGUUGGCAGGAUUGUAGAAUUUUUCAAAACAUCGGAUGAUGAAAAUUAUUUUAGAGUGCAGUGGUUUUUCAGAGCUGAAGAUACGGUUAUGAAAAAAGCUGCUGCGUUCCAUGACACGAAGCGUUUAUUCUCCUCCACUUUAAUGAAUGACAACUUAUUAGAAUGUAUACUUUCUAAAGUGAAUGUAAUAGAAAAAACUCCAAUGCUAGGUUUCCAAUCAACAUCAAUUCAGCCAUCUGAGUAUUAUUGUGACAUGGAAUAUUCUGUAAAAUAUUCAACAUUCCGCUCCUUGGUGACUGCUACAGACAGUUCGGCCACUCCAAGUAGCCUUGAUACCAUAACUACAACUCCAUUAGACGUUAGUGGUGAAAUAUACAAAACUGAACUGGCAUUAUUGGAUCUUUAUGCUGGUUGCGGUGGAAUGUCAACUGGACUCUGUCUUGGUGCCAAACUUUCUGGUGUUAAACUUGUAACGAGAUGGGCAAUUGAUUAUCACAAGUCCGCAUGUGACAGCUUGAAGCUAAAUCAUCCAGAAACAGAAGUUCGACAUACAACUGCAGAAGAUUUCCUGGAACUACUGAAGGAAUGGGAACAAUUAUGCAAAACAUAUAUUUUGGAUGAUCCUACUGAUAGAAUGAAUGAAACUAGUUGCGAUGGUGAAGAUGAAUCAAAAAUCGAUGAAUCAUCCUUAUCGGAUACAGAUAUGGCUCCUGGAGAGUAUGAAGUUUCAAGUAUUGUCGACAUAUGUUAUGGAGAUCCCAGCGAAACAGGCCAACAUGGGUUAAAGUUUAAGGUGCGAUGGAAGGGUUACGAUCCGAGUGAUGAUACGUGGGAGCCAAUCGAUGCGUUGAGUGAUUGCCAAGGCCACAUACAAACUUUUGUUAGAAACGGAUUCAAGUCUAAGAUAUUGCCAUGCCCGGGUGAUGCGGAUGUUAUCUGUGGCGGUCCUCCAUGCCAAGGGAUCAGUGGCUACAAUCGAUUUCGAAACGUUGAUGAUCCGUUGAAUGAUGAAAAGAAUCAGCAGAUAGUUGUCUUCUUUGACAUAGUGAAAUUCUUAAACCCUAAAUAUGUCUUGAUGGAAAACGUGGGUGACCUUUUAAGAUUUGACAAAGCUUCUCUUGGAAGAUAUGCUAUAAGUCGUUUGGUUCAUAUGAAUUACCAAUCAAGACUUGGGAUCAUGGCUGCUGGUUCGUAUGGUCUUCCACAGUUUAGGUUGCGUGUUUUUCUAUGGGGCGCUCAUCCAAAUGAGAGACUACCACAAUUUCCGCUUCCCACACAUGAAGUUAUUGUCAGAUAUUUCCCUCCAGCUGAGUUUGAGCAAAAUACAGUUGCUUACAAUGAAGGCCAACCUAGAAAGCUUCAAGAAGCCAUUGUUCUUCGUGACGCCAUCUCCGAUCUUCCACCUGUUACAAGCCAUGAAAUUCGUGAAGAGAUAACAUAUGAAAUGCCUCCAGAAACUGAGUUCCAAAAGUAUAUUAGGUUACCGAAAGAUGAAAUGACUGGUUCUGCCCCCAAAGGGGCUACAGACUGGAAAAACUCGGUUCUCACUGAUCAUCGACCUUACAAGGUGUCUGAAGAUGAUUAUCAUCGAUUGUGUCACGUACCACGCAGAAAGGGAGCGAAUUUCCGGGACUUCCCUGGAAUAAUUGUCGGUGAUGAUAAUAUGGUUCGCCGAGGUCCAGCCGACAAACAAGUGUUGCUUCCGUCUGGAAGGCCAUUGAUACCGGAUUAUGUUUUCACUUUUGAGAAAGGAAAAUCUAAAAGACCAUUUGCAAGAUUAUGGUGGGAUGAAAACGUGGCAACUGUGGUUACGUUCCCGAAUCUUCACAGCCAGGCUGCUAUACAUCCGGAACAGGACCGAGUCCUUACUUUGAGAGAGUAUGCAAGAUUACAGGGCUUUCCCGAUCAUUAUAGAUUCUGUGGCAAUAUUAAAGAAAGGUACUGUCAGGUGGGAAAUGCUGUGGCCGUUUCUGUUUCAAAAACUUUGGGGUAUGCCCUUGGAAUGGCAUUUCGGAAAUUAAGUGGAGGCGAGGCACUCAUGACUCUACCGCCUGAUUUUGCAUUCCAAGUACCCCCACUUGAUCAGCUGUAGAAACUGACUGCAUUAUGGCUGACCCGUUUCUAUUCUCGUAAUUUAAAAACUGAAUUAGUAUGUUAUUGUCAACUCUUCAUUCUAAUUUAGUCUGCUCGUUGUAGUCAUUGACUAUACAAUAACAAAUUGCAGCUUAGUUCUAUUUGAAUCUAUGAAGUUUUCUGACUA
Molecule: messenger RNA, 5058 nt
Organism: Helianthus annuus (common sunflower)
Lineage: Eukaryota; Viridiplantae; Streptophyta; Magnoliopsida; Asterales; Asteraceae
Product: DNA (cytosine-5)-methyltransferase CMT2-like
Exons: 21
Coding region: 469-4890 (1473 amino acids)
Cellular component (GO): nucleus
Molecular function (GO): methyltransferase activity; chromatin binding
Source: RefSeq, a predicted model, not a curated record